AGUUUCUAUUGCUUUUUUUGCUUCAUCAAACCAUGGCCGCCAACCUCAACAUCUCCAAGAAGCGCAAGUUCGUCGCUGACGGUGUCUUCUUCGCCGAACUCAACGAGCUCCUCCAGCGCGAGCUCGCUGAGGAUGGUUACUCGGGCGUCGAAGUCCGCGUCACGCCGGUCCGCACGGAAGUCAUCAUCCGCGCCACGCGCACGCAGGAAGUCCUCGGCGAGAAGGGCCAGCGCAUCCGCGAAUUGACCUCGGUCGUCCAGAAGCGUUUCAACUUCGCCGAUGGCGCCGUCGAGCUCUACGCCGAGCGCGUCGCCAACCGCGGCCUCUGCGCCCAGGCCCAGGCCGAGUCGCUUAAGUUCAAGCUCCUCGGCGGCCUCGCCGUGCGCCGCGCCGCCAUGGGUGUCCUCCGCUUCGUCAUGGAGUCGGGCGCCAAGGGCUGCGAAGUCAUUGUCUCGGGCAAGCUGCGUGCCCAGCGUGCCAAGGCCAUGAAGUUCAAGGAGGGCUACAUGGUCAAGACCGGUAACGCCAACCUCGAGUACGUCGACACGGCCGUCCGCCACGUCCUCAUGCGCCAGGGUGUCCUCGGUGUCAAGGUCAACAUCAUGUUGCCGCACGACCCCACGGGCCGCAUGGGCCCCAAGCGCCAGUUGGACGAUGUCGUCACCAUCUUGGAACCCAAGGAGGAAGUCUACCGCCCGUACGUCGAGCCCACGCCCGAGACGCUCGCUGCCCAGCAGUAAGCGAUCCCGCCACGUCGUUAAGACACGAAGCAAAAAAGACUUGUUGGUUGCUA
Molecule: messenger RNA, 793 nt
Organism: Saprolegnia parasitica CBS 223.65
Lineage: Eukaryota; Oomycota; Saprolegniomycetes; Saprolegniales; Saprolegniaceae
Product: 40S ribosomal protein
Exons: 1
Coding region: 33-740 (235 amino acids)
Biological process (GO): translation
Cellular component (GO): nucleus; cytosolic small ribosomal subunit
Molecular function (GO): RNA binding; structural constituent of ribosome
Source: RefSeq, a predicted model, not a curated record